AUGAAAAUAACUGAAGGAGUAAACAGGAACGACAUUAAUACUGUUUUGUGGAAAAAUAAUUGUUCCAUAGAACCACAUUCGGUGAUAUCGUCAACUAAGAAUAUUGUUAGAAUCACUUAUGAUUCCUACGAAUCUAAAAUAUUUGAGAAUAAAUUUCGUAUCGAAUGGAUAGUAGAUGGUUGUGGUGGAGUGUUAAAUAAAUUGCAAGGAGAAUUUUCAUCACCCGAAUAUCCUAAAUUUUAUAGUUUGAGUACAACUUGUGAAUGGAAUAUUGUCAUCAAUAAUGGACAUAUUGUGGAAAUAACUAUAGAAGAUUUGUGGUUUGAAACUUCAGGAUCUUGUUUAACUGAUUACUUAGCUAUUUACAAUGGAUAUGAUGAUUCAGCCCCGGAAUUGUUAAGAAUAUGCCAUAAACAAACAAGUCCAAUUACUUUGACGUCUAGUGGAAAUGAAGCUUUUGUAAGAUUUGAAUCAUUCGACGAAUCUCAGAGAAAACGUUUCCAAGCUACAUACAGGACGAUUGGAUCGAAAUGUGGUGGAAUGUUUACUGCACCUCAGGGAGUUAUCCAUACUAGCAAUUACCCUCAGAGCUACGAUUCUCACAGUUCUUGUACGUGGAAUAUUGAGAUAGCAAAAAAACAUUUAAUUAAUCUUACAUUCGUCGACUUCAGUACUCAGAGUUCGCCUCUAGGGAAUAAUGAUAUCGUCCUUGUAUAUGAUGAUAAUAUGCAUGGGAAAUUACUCCUCAAUCACUCUGGAAAUAGUGUACCACCACCUGUUAUGUCUUUAUCAAAUAAGCUCCUUAUAUCCUUUGAAGUUGGUAAACAUGAAUUCCAAGCGAAAGGGUUUAAAGCAAUAUAUUCCACGGCAUGCGGAGCAAAAUUAAUAACAAAUGAUUCGGGAAUUAUAACUAACAAUCCAUAUUAUACAAAUGGUGAACUCCAGAACUGUACUUGGACUAUUAUAUCUGACAUCCCUCAAUCGAAAGUCACUUUAACGUUUACUCAUAUAGACAUAGCACAUUUCGCAGAAGAUAUUAAAACAGUAGAAAAGUCAAAUAUAACUGAACGUCCGUGUUCUAACCAUUUAUUUCACACAAUAUUUCGAAUUUUGGAUGGGCCAGAUUCAGAUGCACCUGAAAUAACUAAAUUUUGUAAGUCAAAUCCAAUACCACCGCCUAUUGUCAGUAAUGGACCUGCAAUGCGUAUAGAGUACACAGAUAACUCUGGUGCGUUGGAUUCAUUUACAGCUCUGUACUCUGUAAGAUCAGUAGCAUGUGGUGGAACUUAUGACUCCAUACUAGGAACAAUUUCUUCACCCAACUAUCCAAAUAAUUAUUUUAGAGAUUCAGAAUGUGUUUGGAUAUUAAAGUCCUCCUAUGGAAAUCUUGUGUCUUUGAAUUUCAUUGAUUUUGAAUUAGAAGAUGACGAGUUUUGCAAUGAAGAUUAUGUGGAAGUUAGAGAAGGGGAUUCUAUCGGUCCAGUUUUAGGUAUAUUUUGCGGACCAAAUUUGCCAUCCAAUAUGACUUCGGGUUCGACACUUUGGAUCAAAUUUCGUUCGAAUUCUGUUGGUUCAGCCAAAGGAUUUACUGCAGACUUUAAAUAUGUUUCUGAAAUCUACAAGUCACAGCGAUCAGGCAAAAUCUCUAGUCCAAUGUAUCCCAGACCAUAUAGAGAUAGUGAAGAUUAUUCGUGGACAAUAAUGGUAGAUAAAAAAAAAAAAAUUCAAAUUGUGAUUAAUGACUUUAUUUCCACAUCAGAAAUUCACGAAUUAAAAAUAUACGAUGGAAGUAAUGUCGAAACAUUAAUUUUAUUUGAACUAAGCUCUACAAAAAAUAACAAUUUAGAAUCAAAGAAAACUAUUAUAUCCAGCGAUAACACUGUUUUCAUACGAUUGAAAGCAGGGGAGAAAAAAGUUGGAGGCAUUCGGUUUUUGCUAUCGUGGACACAAAUAGAUGCGCUAUAUUCGAACAAAGUAUAUCCAAUGUUGACAUAUAAUUCUAAUAGUACAAGUUUUGACUAUUAUUUAUCAUCAACCUCUAAUACAAGUGUGACUAUUACAAGUCCUGGAUAUCCUCAUGGUUAUAAACCAAAUCUCAAUGUUACUUGGAUAUUACACACGGAAUCACAUUAUCAUAUUGAUAUUGAACUUAUUGACAUAGAUUUUUAUCCUAUUCGUUCAUCUUUGAUCACGCAUCAUGGAGAUUACCUGAACGUAGAAACUGUUGAUCCUGAUACGGCAAAUACAAUACUUUUGAAAACAGUGUAUGCGAACCCCAAACAAAUAAAUGACACAAGUAUAGUCGGAAAAAAUAAAGUAAUAUUAACGUUCAUAUCAAACAAGUCAUUAAAUGGAACUGGAUUUAAAGUUAAAGCAAAAUUAAAAUGUGGAGGUCAAUUGCGAGGACCAACUGGAGUAAUUAGUUUAUCUGAUGUAUCAAGUCUAUUUGAAUUAUCGCACUCGAAACAACUUCGAUGUACAUGGAAUAUCACUGUACGACCCGGAAGAACAAUUUUAGUGAAACUUAUGAACAUAAAAUUAUCAUCACGUAGUCGAUGUGUUGAUGGUUAUAUUUUGUUGAAAAAUGGAUUUUACGAGGAUUCAUCGUUUAUGGGCAAAGGAAAAUACUGUAAAGUAUCUAAAGAAUCAACAUUAUCUACCACUGAUAAUAUGUUACAAAUCAAUGCUGUUCUAGACGGAGGAUACAAUAUAGUCAAAAUAGCGUUUGAAGAAAAAUCAAUAAACUGUGGUGGAGAAAUUUCUUUGAAUGAUGCAUACAGCAUUACCCAAAUCACAUCUCCUUCAUAUCCAAAUAUACCUCCAGCCCACAUAGAAUGCAUCUGGACAGUAGUUGCACCGUCUGCCACACGGAUAUCUGUAACCAUUGAAGACUUAGAUCUCUCCAUCAGUGAAACAUGUGAAACAGAAUAUUUAGAAUUCAGAGAUGGUGCAGCUCGAUUUUCACGAUUAAUAAGUCAUUUUUGUAACAGUCAGGACAUUCCGAAUACCGAAACUACAGACAGAUUUUUAUACAUUAAAUAUUUCACGGAUUUAACUAUACCGAGUAAUGGUUUUAAAUUGAAUGUAACUAUAGCGAAAUGUGGUGGAACUCGAAGGGCAGACAAAGGUGAAAUUUCGUCACCUAAUUAUCCCGGCUCAUACGAAUCAAACAUGGAUUGUGAGUACAAAAUUAUCGCUGGACCCAACAUGCAAGUUAUAUUAAAAUUUGAGAAGGUGAACCUUAAACGCCGAUAUCCAGGCAUUGGAAUUUUUGGAGAUGUAGUGAACAACGAAACCUCCGACGACUCGUUAACUAUAUUUGACGUAGACCCACUAAACAAAACAAAGGUGAAGAUAUCAACAAUUGUUGGUUCCGAUCUACCAUUAGAUGUUAUCAGAUCAUCUGGUCAAGAAUUAAUUAUUAAAUUCAAAUCAUACUUUACAAACGGACCAUUUCGUAUGAACAACACACAAGCAAAAUUUUUAAUGUCAUAUGAGACUGAAUAUAUAGAUUGUUUUAAAAAUUACUAUGUUGAAAGUGGUGAAAUAAGCAGUCCUCUCUACUCCACGUUGAAUAGUAAAUGGGUUCUUUGCAUUUAUAAGAUUAAGGUACCUAAGGGACGUAGAAUCACUGUAGAAAUAAUCAAAGGAAGAUCGCUCAUUCGAACUUGUGACAGGAAUUCACUACCCGCAGAGGACAUGUUACAUGAGAAAAUCGAAGCUUUUCAAAUAAAAAAUACGAUCUCUCAGACUGUUGUAUGCAUUGACCCUAUUAUUAAUCCUAUAUCAUUGAACUAUAUGUUUGAAUCAAUUGAAAACGAGAUGACACUGGUUUAUGAAAAAGGUAACAUAAAAGGUGAUCCUGAGGGUUUUCGAUUAAAAUUCUCAUCGGACAAACCUUCUAUUUGUGGAGGAAUAAUCGAUGCUAGUAUCAAAGGUAAUUUGGUAUUUCCUAUCAAACAUUUGACCAAGGGUUAUUGCGAAUGGGAUUUAACAAACACUAAUGGAACAAUUGUAAUAUCUACUAAUUUCAAAGUCAAUGAAAGCCAGAUAUCUUGCCAAGAAUAUUAUCUUUUAUUGGCCACUUAUGAUGAUAGUGAAUUAUUAAAAAGAUAUUGUCCAAUGUCGAAUACGAACGACAAGUUUACAAUACUAAGUCCAACGCCCAUGGUUAAGCUUUCGGUGCGAACAAACUUAAGGAAAAUUAACUUCACAGGGAUAAUUGAAUAUAACGUUAAUUCAUGUGGCGGAGUGAUGAAUGGGCAGAAAAUAACAAUAACUAGUACUAAUUAUCCUAAAAAUUAUGGCCAAAAUUUAAAAUGUGCUUGGUAUUUGAAACUUCCUGAAGGUAAUAACGUCGAUGUACGUUUUAAUGAUAUCGACCUCGACUCAUCGUGUGAUAACAAUUAUAUUAUGUUACACGAUGGGCCAAGUCCUGAAAGUCCUGUAUUGGGUAAAUACUGUGGUAACAUUUUGCCGGAAAAUUUAGUAGCUACUUCAAACGAGCUAUGGGUAGUAUUUUCAUCUGAAAAUGGAAAAAGUAACAUGAAAGGGUUCAAUUUAACUUUAGAAUCCCGACAAAAUGGCUGUGGAAAUAUGUAUGCAGCGGAAGAAGGCGAAAUAUCUAGUAGAAAUUAUCCAAACUUAUAUCCAAACAACGAAGAGUGCGAAUGGAUUAUAGCGGUAUUGCCAGGCAACAACGUUGGCUUGCAAUUCGUAGAACGUUUCUAUCUGGAACAAAGUGUAAAUUGUACUAAAGACUAUGUGCAGGUUUUUAAUUUCGUUAAUGAUAUUUGGAUGCCAAUUGGAAGUCGAUUGUGUGGUCGUCAAAUUCCACCACCAUUCAACUCGUCCGAAUCAAAACUCAAAAUUCGUCUGCGAACUGAUAGUGAUAUACAAGGCGAUGGCUUUAAAGCCAGGUGGUCUAGUACAUGUGGUGGAGUUUUCACUGAAAAUUCUGGAAAAAUUUUUUCACCGAACUAUCAAAAACAUUAUCCGAACGACAUAGAAUGCAACUAUACGAUAUCUGUCCCCGGAGAGGAAAUAAAAUUGAUUUUUAAUUCGUUCCAACUGGAAGCAGACCAUGGGUGUCGUUAUGACAGUUUAACAAUAUACAACACCGCAAGCCUGUCGGACAAUCAUACAGGAGAUUUCGUUGGCACGUAUUGCGGGACUAACGUACCACAUUCAAUGACAUUUAUGGAUGGUUUCACGAUGAUAUUCAAGACAGACGCUGAAGGUGCCUACCAUGGAUUCGAAAUACAAUAUCAAGCAGUUCAAAGAUGUGGAGGAGAAAUUGCAAUUCCGGGGAUUAUUAAAUACCCAACGACUAUUAACCCACUGUCUGGCACUUAUGAGUACCCGGAUAACGCAAAUUGCUCUUGGAUUAUACGAGCCCCUCCAGGCCAAGCUGUACAGAUUGUAUUUACUAAAUUUCGCUUGGAACGUUCACCACAUUCUUCUAAUGAAAUAUCAGAAAAAUGUCCAUACGAUUCUGUCGUUGUUUUUGAUGAUUCCUAUCUGACAAGUAAUAACUCUCAAGAUUUUGGUAUCUUUUGUGGAAUUUUGGAUACAGAGUUACCAGAAUUUGUGUCUAAAACGAAUACUGCGUAUGUACAAUUUGUCAGUGAUUCAUCAAGAGGUGGCGAAGGAUUUGAGGCUGAAAUUAAAUUCACUUAUGAUGAAGCUCAUGGUUGUGGAGGUACUAUAAGGUUAAAUCAAUCAAAUAAUAAUUUGUCCAGCUAUACGUUGAAUAAUUCAAACAUUUUAUUGAAAACUGAUUUGGAUUGUGGAUGGAUAAUAUUAGUAAAGCCAUCGUACGUUGUACAAUUUCAAGUGGCAGUUUACACAGAAACACCCAAAUGUUCUUCGAACGCAACAAACUGUGUAUGCAGUUCUAUUCAGAUUUAUGAUGGUCCUGGACGUUCAGCUUUGAAAAUUCGUCAAUUCUGCCCCGGAAAUGUUGACUAUCCUUCAAUAUUAUCAUCUGGUAGUGAAGCUUUUAUUAGAUAUUCAAGCAUUGCGUCGGAUGUAGAUACACGUUUUGAGAUAAAGAUAACAUCAGUGACAUCAAUUUGUGGUCCAAGUGCAUUGAUUGUGAACAACCAAUCACAAUUAUUAACGUCUGUUAAUUAUCCAUUUCCAUAUAAUACGAACGAUUUAAUUUGUACGUGGUAUAUACAAUUAGAAAAUGAAGGCCAAUCUCUUAUGCUACGAUUCACGGAUAUGAAUUUGGCGGACACCAAAGACUGCUCGUCUAAUUAUUUGGAAAUAAAAUACACGCCGUUUUUGGAAUGGUCGUACAAUAUUCUCCGCUUAUGCCACGAAGACCAUGUAUUUGAUUUUGUGAGUAAGCCAUCGAAAAUAUUUACAUUGACGCUACGUACAGUAGUCGACCAAAAAACACCAAAAGGCUUUAGACUCGAGUACAUGGCAACAGGAUGCUCAACAACAUAUACAAAACGCUAUGGGUAUAUUCAUCAUGGAGUUUAUAAACGAAUAUCGAAGGGAGAUGAAUGCAUAUUCACGAUAAACUUAGGUCAAUCAAAUUUAACAAUUUCUUUAUUUAUUACAAGGUUGGUUUUUAUGGGACUACAGGUGCGAUCAUCUUCGUCUAAUUACUUAAAAGUGUAUGAUGGGCCUUCCAUCUCAUCGCCGCAGGUAACCACAUUGAACGGAAUGUAUAAAAUGACUUCUCAUCCCGUAUUUUCAACGGGUCCGUCGUUGACGAUAGCGUAUAAAACAACAGGUGGUUGGAUUGGGUUACUGGAUAUGAGUUACAUAUCUACGGAUCAAGGUAGAGGUUGUGGCGGAAAAAUGUUUUAUAUGGAUGGUACGAUAACGAGUCCAAUGUAUCCCAUGGUGUACAAUAAGAGCUCAACUUGCAGGUGGGAUAUCGCAGUUCCUAGACCAAAUGCAAUCAGGGUUCAGUUUAAAAAGUUCAACAUUGGUGCGCGAAGUACAUGCAACACCGAUUAUUUGGAAAUGUACAACGUUGAACAGUUAACGGGAGAAUCGUCGUUUGUUUCUAAAUACUGUGGUGGAGACAUUCCGGCGGAUUUCACCAGCAAAACGGGAGCAGUUUUCAUUCGCUACGUAACAUCCGUACACAACACCGGCACUGGUUGGGAAUUGCACUUUGAUGGAAAAACCCAUUUUUAA
Messenger RNA from Macrosiphum euphorbiae (potato aphid), 7161 nucleotides. The record is from the annotation of a GenBank genome assembly. Lineage: Eukaryota; Metazoa; Arthropoda; Insecta; Hemiptera; Aphididae.